AUGUUCCCCGCGCUCAAGCGCAAGGGCGGCGCGUCCAAAAGGGUGCCGCUCGGCGCCAUUCUGGCCCUGGCCGGCCAGCCGCCCCCGGACCGCGCCAAGUCGCAGGACGUCCAGUCGCUGUCCGACGGUGACCUGCGCGGGCGCCUCGGGGAACUGGGCGUCGACGCGGCCGCCGACGCGCCACGAGAGUCCCUCGAAACGGCGCUGGGGAUCGUCGCCUCUCCCGAUUUCUGGCGACGGCAUCAUGACCUGCACCCGAACAAAUCCCGCGUCAAGAACUGGCUGUGGGUGCACAGCAGAUUCAGGACCCAGGCUCAUGACCUGGUAGAGAUGGCGGAGGCGUUGUCCAAAGACGGCAACGCCCCCAAGUCCAACCUCAGGGCCAAGUUCGCCAAAUUCAGUGGGAAGAUUGAGAGCCACAGCCAGUUCGAAGACACACAGCUUUUUAAGUACUUCUAUGAUCACCACCCAAGCUGCAAGGCGGAGAUGGACGACCUCCAAAAGCAACACACGGACUUGCGUCAGGCGCAGGGCAUCAACGCUGCGCUCGAGAAGGAUGGCGCGGACAUGGGGGAGGUCUUGCUGCUGCUGAAGGCGUAUGAAGAGGAGCUGCUGCGGCACUUGGAGGCUGAGGAGCGGGCCCUGGUGCACCGGUGGCUCAACCUGGAUGCCCAGCAAUACAAGCAGUAUCGCACAUACCUCUCCUGGGUGUAUGGAGCCAUGUACUGA
Ostreobium quekettii is the source of this 729-nucleotide messenger RNA. Lineage: Eukaryota; Viridiplantae; Chlorophyta; Ulvophyceae; Bryopsidales; Ostreobiaceae. The record is from the annotation of a GenBank genome assembly.